CAUAUAAUAUAAAUGUACAUUAGAAGGCAUUGUAUUUAGAAGGGAAGAAGUAAUAACUGUUGCAGUUGAACUUCAAUCCAUAAGGGGAAGUAACUCUUCAAAAAUAGGAAAUGGCUUCACCUACCUCAGUUUGCAGCGAAGAUUAUGACGCUGCUGAAACGUUUGCUGCAGCUUUGAUGGACCAGAUAGACACGGAAUCUGUCAGUAAUAUGGUGGACGUACAAAGAGAUAUGUUAUCAAGAUUUGAAAAGACCAAUGAGAUGUUAAUAAAUUUCAACAUACUGUCAGCAAAUAGAUUUGCAAUAACAAGCCAGCAGUUCAGGAGACAUACACAGCUGAUGUAUGAAAUGAAAAAGGAUUUAGACUCCAUUUUCAAAAGGAUAAGGGUUAUCAAAGAUAAGCUUGGAAAGUCAUACCCAGAAUCUUUCAAAGUAUGCGGAAGUUCAGCUCCAAUUUUAGAAGAUGAGGAGGAAAUAGAGGAUGAUGUUGCCACGGAAACAAGCCAAUCAUCCCAGAAUUCUGUAAUACAUCAUGGGAAUGAUACACCAACUGUGGUAUCCACUACAGGAGUACAAAACACAUUAGAUAGACAGAAAGGUGAACCUACAAACACAAGCAAUAGUGAUCAAUUAAACACUGAUGCUGACACCAAAACACUGGUGGAUAUUUCUGAAAGUGCUACUUGAUAUAAAGAAUUAAAUAUCACCUUAAAGGGACUCCACUAAGGUUUUAUGAAAUGAAGACACUUAAAAUAUUUUUUUAGAGACUUGUGUACUUUGAUGUAGGUCUCGAUCGACUUGUGUGCAAAGU
Molecule: messenger RNA, 810 nt
Organism: Ruditapes philippinarum (Manila clam)
Lineage: Eukaryota; Metazoa; Mollusca; Bivalvia; Venerida; Veneridae
Product: kxDL motif-containing protein 1-like
Exons: 4
Coding region: 111-686 (191 amino acids)
Biological process (GO): lysosome localization
Cellular component (GO): BORC complex
Source: RefSeq, a predicted model, not a curated record